Trifolium pratense (red clover) is the source of this 390-nucleotide messenger RNA. RefSeq lists its product as uncharacterized. Bases 1 to 390 code for a protein of 129 amino acids. The transcript has a single exon. The record is from RefSeq and is a predicted model, not a curated record. NCBI's taxonomy places the organism in Eukaryota, Viridiplantae, Streptophyta, Magnoliopsida, Fabales, Fabaceae.
AUGGCAGUGGGAAACCAAACCGCUAUCAUUGGUGCUCCAGAGCAUAUUAAAUGUAAACUGCUAUCAGGAACAUUUAAGGAUGCCGCUCUGCGUUGGUAUAUGAAUUUACCAAGAAAUUCGAUCGAAAACUAUGCGGAUUUCCACAAGAAAUUCAUACACCAAUUCUCGUGUUCAAGGCAUAUAAAGGUAACAGCGACUAGCUUAUUUGCUCUACGCCAAAACUAUGCUGAAACACUCAGAGAAUACUUAGCCAGAUUCAAUGCCGCCACUAUCAAAGUGUCGAAUCCCAAUCAAGAAAUGUUCGUCGCCGCUUUCCAUAACGGACUCAAGGCGGGGCAUUUCAAUGAGUCAUUGGCACAGAAGCCUGCAACAACUAUGCAGGAGGGUUAG